CUGGGCGGGACCGGAAGGGGAUUUAGCCUCGGGUGCCCGGGUACGGGGCUGGAAGUCGGUUCUGUGGAAUGUGGAAGGCUGGCAGCAUGUCGGCGGAGCUGGGAAUCGGUUUCGCUCUGCGGGCAGUGAAUGAGCGCGUGCAGCAGGCGGUGGCGCGGAGGCCGCGGGAACUCCCCGCCAUCCAGCCCCGGCUCGUAGCAGUCAGCAAGACCAAGCCUGCAGACAUGGUGAUCGAGGCCUACAAUCACGGCCAGCGCAUUUUUGGGGAGAACUACGUUCAAGAACUGCUCGAAAAAGCCUCAAACCCUAAAAUUCUGUCUUCGUGUCCUGAGAUCAAAUGGCACUUCAUUGGCCAUCUCCAGAAACAAAAUGUCAACAAAUUGAUGGCUGUCCCCAAUCUUUUCAUGCUGGAAACGGUGGAUUCUAUGAAGCUGGCUGACAAGGUGAACAGUUCGUGGCAGAAAAAAGGUUCUCCUGAAAGGUUAAAGGUCAUGGUCCAGGUUAACACCAGUGGAGAGGAAAGCAAACAUGGCCUGCUCCCUUCAGAGACAGUGGCCAUGGUAGAACACGUGAAAGCCAAGUGCCCCAGCCUGGAGUUCGUGGGGCUGAUGACCAUCGGAAGCUUUGGGCAUGAUCUUAGUCAAGGACCAAAUCCAGACUUCCAGGUGUUAGUGUCCCUCCGGGAGGAGCUGUGUCAGAAGCUGCACAUCCCUGUUGACCAGGUGGAGCUGAGCAUGGGCAUGUCCGUGGACUUCCAGCACGCAAUUGAAGUAGGAUCUACGAAUGUCCGAAUUGGAAGCACUAUUUUUGGAGAGCGUGAUUACUCCAAGAAAGCUGCCCUGGACAAGCCCACAGCGGAGCUGAAGGCCCCGGUAGAAAUGGCCCAGGCACACUGAAAAGCGGUCCAGCCCAAGAGCUGGUCCACGAACACUAAGUAUGCAGGCACCUGGGCUCUCACCUCUGCAUCCACGUUACUGCACAACCACGCCCUACGCGUGUGACCUGGAGUGAGCUCACCGAGGAUCAUGUGCAUGGAUGAAAACCACCUUUUCGUGUCUGACCCAGGAAGCUCACUUCAAGUAGUGGCUUUGGACUAGAUUUGAGAAGUCCAGACAUUUCUGCAGAACAAGCACCUAGUUAACAGCCAGGAGUUGCGCUCAGGCUUGAACUUCACCCAGGACCACAAACCAAGGCAUGAAUGCCUUUCCCAGGUUGAAACUGGGUGAGAGAGUUCCCUUGUGGCACAGUGGGUUAAGGAUCCAGUGUCACUGCAGUGGAUCAGUUUGCUGCUGUGGCAAAGGUUUGAUCCCUAGCCCCAGGAACUCCACGUGCCAUGGGCAUGGCCAAAACAAAACAAAACUCGGUGACUGCCCAUAAUCACCAGAAUCAGAAGGAAUUCCCACUGUCAUCCAUUUUAAUAGAAAGUCCUGUUUCCAACUCCACACACACCCCAACGAUUAGUCAUCUCUGCUGUUCUGGGGGCACGGUGGCUUCUGCCCCCAGUUUCCAUCCCACCCAGUAAACAUUGGUCUCUGCUCUGGAAUAAGCAGUCCUGCUCACUUCAGGCUCAAGUUAAUCUUCCAAACCCACAUUGUGGCUGAUGAGAGUUGUGUCAUUGGCCACCCUGUGGUGUUGACCCUGAAAAUUACCAGGCAACCUACAGAAGCGGGCCUUGGGCCUUUCUGACAUCCUCCUCAAGAGGUGGUACUCCCCCCGCCACCACCCCAGGCCCUGCACUGAUGGAAAUCCAAUGAGAGGAUGGAUUUCUCUGCCACCAUGGUCCUCAUUGUGGUGACUGCUCAUCAAAGACCAGUGAAUCUCUUAGUUCCCAGAAACGAGAGUCCUUCCAAGACAUUGAAGGCUCAUAGUUUCAACAGCGGCCUGGCUCUGAGCUUCCUGUUCCGAGGGAGUAAGUACUUUUUAGGCUCAUUUGUAGCCUCCCCUCCUGAUGACCGUAUUUUUAAGCCAGGAUUUUGCAGCCCUUGAUUGUUAAUAGAGUAGCAAGCUCUUCGAAAACCAGAAAGCACAGUUCUCAGAGUCACGACCGAUGACUGUAGUCUGGGUCAUUGUUUUCUAAAUGGGUUUUUCUUAUUUAUCCAAGCCCCAGUCUUUAAUUUUAUGAAACAACUUCCAGAACACAAUGCUGCUGCCAAAUGUAAUUUUAUAAAACCUAAAACCAUUACGAUUCCUGUGCUGUUUGAAUCAAAUAUAGAGUGUGGUAUUUCAGAAUCUCUUAAAUAAAAAUGUGAGUUUGAAUUAUGCCAUCUGUGCCAAUUACAAAGCAAUUAAAAAGUUUAUUUUCUA
Messenger RNA from Phacochoerus africanus (Common warthog), 2304 nucleotides. RefSeq names its product pyridoxal phosphate binding protein (gene PLPBP). The transcript is spliced from 8 exons. Gene Ontology annotation, cellular component: intracellular anatomical structure. Lineage: Eukaryota; Metazoa; Chordata; Mammalia; Artiodactyla; Suidae. Gene Ontology annotation, molecular function: pyridoxal phosphate binding. The record is from RefSeq and is a predicted model, not a curated record. Bases 69 to 896 code for a protein of 275 amino acids.